This is a messenger RNA of Zootermopsis nevadensis, 999 nucleotides long. RefSeq names its product lysozyme. Lineage: Eukaryota; Metazoa; Arthropoda; Insecta; Blattodea; Termopsidae. Gene Ontology annotation, molecular function: lysozyme activity. The record is from RefSeq and is a predicted model, not a curated record.
GGGGCGAAGAGAAUGCUAAUCGAUAUUGGACUCGAUGCGUUGAGAAAACCCUUGACUAAAUUCAUUCUCGUCAUAAACCUACUGAAACCCCGAAUUGUGACAACUUUAAAAUCCUUUCUUAAUCUUCUCCUCCCAUCUCCUUCUCAGUCAAGUGACUGUUUUUAAUUAGAUUACCCCACCAAAAUAAUGUACAAUUCAAGCUGCAUGCCUAGUCUAUCAUAAUGUUCAAGUGGUCUUUUACAAAGAAGUUACGAAGAACAAAUUAGGGCUCUUGGAACAGCAUCCUGUAGUGAUGGACGCUUGCCACGGUCGGAAGGUUAUUGACCGAACCCUAAUCGACAGACGUCAACCCACGUUACGUACUGUACUUAACCCAAGGCGGCAGAAUUCUCUCGGUUUGGAGCUUUGCAUGGGAUGCAUCUGUGAAGCAACAUCCAACUGCAAUCUCACAUUUCACUGCACUAGGGGCUUUUGUGGUCCAUUCCUCAUCUCUCAGCUAUACUGGAAAGAGGCUGGUCGACCAGUGAUUCCGGGUGACCAUCAAAACAAGAAAGGAGCGUACAUUAGAUGCGUCACCGAGCCUUACUGCGCAGCUGCAACGGUACGUCACUAUUUGGCAAGAUAUGCUCAGGACUGUAAUGGUAAUGGAAAUAUAGACUGUGAUGAUUUUGCCAGGAUUCACUACAUGGGCGGUCGGCAGUGCACUAUAAGCAUGGAGAACCUUGGAUACUAUCAAGUGUUCGGAGCGUGUCACAAAAGCAUCCGACAACUCACUGGAUAACUGGGCUUGUGUAUGACUGAUUUAAAUUAAACAGUAAAUAUGAUGUUAACACACAUUCAAAUAAAAAAAGAAGGUCGUCCAAUUGCUGUGCUGGACACCUAAGUCAAACAUGUAAAUACGAUUUUAACGCACCCUGGAUUGUUAAAAAAAAGACGGUUGUCCAUUAAUAAUUGUUGUGUUGGACACGAAUGUCAAACUAUUAAACAACUGUAACUCAU